UCAGAUUUUUGGGGAGAGAGAUGAUUGGGAGAGGAAGAAGCUCGGGAAGACACUGUAAAGAGAGAGAGAGAAUGUGAGAAGAAGCUCAGAAUUGGAGGAAGGGAGAGGACGAGGAAGAAGGUGUUGGAUGGGUAUUUAAAAAUUGGGUGGAUUUAAAAUAUCGCGAUAAAUUGAUGUUAAAAUAUCACGAUAAAUGUAAUUAUUAUCAAAUUUAUCACGAUAAAAUUGAUCCCUAUCCUUAGUUCACAAGAACACGGAUGUGUGCUUGUGCUUGAUGAUCUCAAUUCUGCUGUCUGCGAGGAGAGGGAUAAAAAAUGAAAUUGCUGAAACUACUGGAAGAUGAGAACGAGGAAGAGUACCUAAUGCGAGAGCAAGCUAUGGCUGCCAAGCUCCACCAAGCCGCCAUGACCGGUUCCCUAUCCUCUCUCUCCCAACUCCUCCUCCAAGACCCCCAAAUCCUCUCCAACCCACCGCCUACUUCUUCCCUCUCGGACACCCCUCUCCACGUCGCCGCCUUCCUCGGCUACCUCCACUUCGCCGCGGAGCUGCUCCGCCACAACCCGGAUCUCGCCGGCGCCCUCAAUUCCCGCGGCUCCGCCCCGCUUCACGUGGCCGCUGCAAAAGGCUACGCGGAGAUGGCCAAGGACCUGGUGCUGGCGAAGCCGGAUGUGUGCUUUGUGCUGGAUCACGAUGGCCGGUCGCCGCUCCAUCUGGCGGCCAUCAAAGGCCGAGUUAGGGUUUUGACCGAGCUGGUCCAAGUCAAACCGGAGGCCGCUUGGGUGUUGACCGCCGGAGGGGAGACUUGUCUGCACCUGAGUGUCAAGUAUAACCGGCUGGAGGCCUUGAAGCUGCUGGUUGAUUGUGUGGAGAAAGAUGGGUUUGUGAAUUGGAAGGAUGGCGAUGGCAACACCAUUUUGCACCUUGCAGCCUCCAGGAAACAGCUUGAGAUUAUUAGAUUUUUGCUCGGUGAGACUACAAUUGAAGUGAAUGCAAGAAAUGCAAAUGGUUUGACUGCGUUGGACGUUCUAGCACAGAGUCCAAGAGAUUUAAGAGACAUGGAAAUCAAGGAAUAUCUUCUUGGCAGAGCUGCAAUAAGGGUUAACAGCAUGCCGCCUCUGCAUAUAGGUAAUGGCGAUACAGCAAUGGUUUCUUCAGUUACAGAGCCAGAAGACUUGCAGGAGGACGGCAGCACCAAAGAGCAGCCUAAGAAGCAUAAGCAUACAGACUGGUUGGCCAGGAAGCGCAGCGCGGUAAUGGUAGUGGCAUCGCUGAUUGCCACGGUAGCCUUUCAAGCCGCAAUCUCCCCGCCGGGUGGUGUCUGGCAAAACGACUCCCCUAAAGAUUCGAAGGAUCCAUACGAAGUGGGGCAGUCGGUGAUGGCCUUCACCAUUCCUGAAGCUUUCGGGCAGUUCAUGAUCUUCGACACGAUUGCUUUACUGGCAUCUCUGAGCAUAAUCUUGUUACAGAUCAGUGGAUUGCCGAUGAAGCGUCGGAGAUGGAUGUGGAGUCAAAUGAUCACCAUGUGGAUAGCAAUCACGGCGCAGACCAUAACGUACUUCAUUGCCAUUAUUCAGAUGACGCCGAAGCAUAUCAGGGCGGCUGUGGGAACACUCUAUCAGGUAACAAAGAUUGCGGUGUUGACAUGGCUGACGAUGAUCGCUAUUGUGCUGAUUGGUAACGGUGUGCGGGCUAUUUACUGGCUGCGCAGGGAGUAUGGGUAUAUGAUCAAAGAGAUUCUGCAAGAGCAUCAUGUUGGACAGAUUUUUAAAAGAAUGGUCGUAACAUUUUGCUUGUUUGGGAAGAGAUUCAAGUCAAGGAACUAGAGAUUAUAAUUUUUCAAAUUUUAUUUACACACAUGAAUGGUUGUAACCUUUAGUAAAAGUUGUGCCUCACUUGUUUUAAAUUUAAUUUAAGUGAUUAUAAUAUUUGGUGAAGGGGGUGUACUUUUGAUAAAGGGUUAUAAUAUACCAGAAUUAGUUAUAUUCUUUUA
Molecule: messenger RNA, 1990 nt
Organism: Diospyros lotus (date-plum)
Lineage: Eukaryota; Viridiplantae; Streptophyta; Magnoliopsida; Ericales; Ebenaceae
Product: ankyrin repeat-containing protein BDA1-like
Exons: 2
Coding region: 315-1823 (502 amino acids)
Cellular component (GO): plasma membrane
Molecular function (GO): protein phosphatase regulator activity; protein phosphatase 1 binding
Source: RefSeq, a predicted model, not a curated record